AUGGACACUCCCGACAAGGCGGGGAAGCAGAUCCCGCGUCCGAAGCGCACAUACCGAGCGUGCCAACCUUGUCGAGCACGCAAGCUCAAGUGCGACCUCGGCGAUCCCGACAACCCAUCCGACCCUCCUUGCCGUCGCUGUCGCCGCGAAUCCCGCGACUGUGUCUUUGUCGCACGCGCCAAUGCCAAAACCUACCUCGAACCUCUCCCUACCGGCUCACCAGCACCCUACACAACCGUCGUACCGACUCGACCAAAAGCCCGCAAGGCUGGUUCUUCGCCCGACGAGUCGACCUCGUCCACCCCAGGCGCUCCGCCCGCUCGUGCGGUCGCUCACCCGUAUGCGACGCCUCAUGUCGGCGGAUGGAGCGCCCCGCCGAAUCGAGCAGCGCACGCUGUUGCCUCGACCAGCACUUCCGGCGCUGCGACUCCCUCCCUUCCCUCCGUCAUGUCCUUCCCGCCCUUCCAUCACGGUCUUCCGCCUCAAUCGACGCCUCCCGUUGGCUACGACCCGAUGAAUCCGCACCUUCGUCAUCUGGCCGCAGCUCGAACAGCGAGCGGGACGUCGACGCCCGAACGCGUCGCUCAGCCUCUUCACGGAACGAGUGCUGUAGCGACAGUCUCGGACGAGGAAGGCGGAGUAACAGAUGGAGACGAGGACGAGGACGAGGACAUGGAGGACUUGAGCCACUCUCGCCGGGACUCGCACGAACCUGGCGGUCCUUCCGACGCCAACGUCCUCCUGUCGUCGACCCUACACAACCCUUCCGACGCACUCAAGCUCCUCGCCACGGCAUCGUCACUUCGCUCCCUGUCGGCAGAGACCGCCUUCACCGCUCCCGACUCCCGAAGCGCCGGUCCGUCUGGCAGCAACACUCGAAACGCCUCUCGCUCGCGCGAGCGACGAGCCUCGCGGUCUCGAGAACGUGCGGCAGUCGUUGCUGGAGCAGGACCAGGCUCGAUGACGCCCGGUAGCGGGAAGGGCAAGGAGCUGGAGCGCGGACGACCGGGCGCACCUUCGCCUCUCAGCCAGACAGAAGCAGGCUGGGACCGCUGGGUGCCCGUAAGAGAGGGCAUGGUGACGGUCGCUGAAGCCGAGGCCCUCCUCUCCUUCUUCGAACACCACAUGUCGCCUCUCUACCCUCUCCUCUCGCCUCGGAUCUUCACGCCCGCCCACCUUCGCUCCCUCACCUCGCGCGAAUCCCUCCUCCUCGCGGCGAUGAUCACCAUAUCGGCUCGCUACUCGUCCCUCCCUUCCGGCCCGCGCGCUCGGUUGAUUCACGAAGCGCUCGCCGAAUACUGCCGCGACGAACUCGUCGGCAUCCUCGACGGGAGCGGCGAGUUGAGGCAUAUCUCGAGCGUCGAGGCGCUGCUGUUGUUGACGGAGUGGCCGCCCAUCACGGUCGGGCGAUCGCAGAAGACGAGGGAGAGGCCGAGGGGGAGGAAGAGGCGGAGUUGGGCGCAUUCGGGAAGUAUUGCGACGGUCGAGGAGGUCGAGGAGCAGGAGGAGGAUGAGGGCGUCGAGGACGCGGAGGCACUCUUGCGCUCGAGUGCGCAGUACGACGGGAUGAGCUGGAGCUUCAUCGGCUGCGCCGUCCGCCUCGCGCAGGAACUCGGCAUCCACAACAUCUACUUCGGGUCGGAGAAGGAGCGAGGACCGAUCACUUGGGAGGAAGAGCGCUGCUUGCGGACGUGGAUCUACUGCUACAACGCCGACCGGCACGUCUCGGUGCGACUCGGCAGGAACGCUGUCAUUCAAGCCUACAUGUCGUCUUCGUGGUGGGAGCAGGUGACGAGCCACGCCAGUCAGGGAGUUCGGCGGGAAGGGCUCAGCGAGCUGUGGGCGGAGCGGUCUCUUCCUCAAGGCCUGAUCGCUGCCCUCAUGGGGACGAUACAGGAGCGACUGUACCCGAACAAGGAGAUCACGCGCUCUAUGCUGCGAACCGGCCAGUGGGAGUCGUUCGUCCGCUCGCUUGACCACGAGUUGCAGAUGAUGCUCUUGAAGUCGCGGACCGUCCUUCAGCAAGGAAACAUCGAAUCGACGCUUUUGCAAAUGGAGUUCGAAUACGUCCGGCUGUACGGCAACGCGAUCGCCCUGCGCGCUCUGCAAGAACGCCUCCGCCGAGCAGUCAAGGCGAACGACCUCCUCUUCGUCUCGCCGUCGCUGCUCAACCUGCAGGAGGGACAGUGGGUGCUCGAUGCGCUCGCAGCGGCGCAGUCGAUUCUUGACCGGACGGUCAACUUCCUCGUCCCGAAAGGCUACCUCCGCCUGGCGCCGUCUCGCCUGCACCAGCGCAUCCUCUUCGCCGCUACCUUCCUCUUCAAGGCGCUCGCGGUCGGCGUUGUCGAGCACGGCCAGCCCAAGGUCAUCCAUCUUCUCGACCAGACCAUCGCCGUCCUGCACAAUAACGCCGUCGACCGCCAACACAUCGGGCGAGGCUUUGCCGCGCUACUCAGGCGACUGCAGGAGCAGUGCAAGCCGACCCUCCUGUCGCGCUUCGGCGUGCGUCCGAACGGCCAGGCCAACGGCGAAAAUGGCGAGGGACUCGCGCAAACGCCGGCUGCGAUGAACCAGCCGUCUCCCAACCCCGAAGCUGCCGCCCUACAACCGCCCGCAUCCGCAGAUCCCGCCCUCGCGCCCACUCCCAACGCCGGACCUUCCCUUCCGCCUUCAGCAGCUGCAACACCUGGCGCUGGCGUCGCUACUCUCCCCGCCCUCGGCCUCUCAAUCAGUCCGACACACGCUUCGGCCGGACAAGGCCUCCUCCCUCCCGGCUACAGCUCGCAACACCCCGCCGCGAUCCCCGCUCCCGCCUCGUUCCCUCCGCCGCCCAUGCCCACCUCGUCAACCGCCUCGCACCCGUCGUGGCUCGCGCCGACGCCAACAGGCGAGCAGACUGUCGAGUUUGGCGGCUUCAAGCUCGGUACGGCGCCGCUUGGGGCCGACUAUUCGAAUCCGUUCGAGUGGGACCCGAUGAACCACAGCAUCCAGGUCGGGCACGAGCAGGACCUGCUCUUCCAGAGCUUGUGGGGCACGGGCGCGGCGGGCUUGGGAGCGAGUGGAGACUUUGGGUCUGGGAUCAACCCGGCGCUCAACCUCUUCGGCACGCUCGUUGGCGACGAGUAA
This is a messenger RNA of Rhodotorula toruloides NP11, 3126 nucleotides long. Its product is annotated as C6 transcription factor. Gene Ontology annotation, biological process: positive regulation of transcription by RNA polymerase II; DNA-templated transcription; aromatic amino acid catabolic process. Lineage: Eukaryota; Fungi; Basidiomycota; Microbotryomycetes; Sporidiobolales; Sporidiobolaceae. Gene Ontology annotation, molecular function: DNA-binding transcription factor activity, RNA polymerase II-specific; zinc ion binding; DNA binding. Gene Ontology annotation, cellular component: nucleus. The record is from RefSeq and is a predicted model, not a curated record. Bases 1 to 3126 code for a protein of 1041 amino acids. The transcript has 9 exons.